Prunus persica (peach) is the source of this 1572-nucleotide messenger RNA. RefSeq lists its product as uncharacterized. The coding region runs from base 1167 to 1508 and encodes 113 amino acids. NCBI's taxonomy places the organism in Eukaryota, Viridiplantae, Streptophyta, Magnoliopsida, Rosales, Rosaceae. The transcript has 3 exons. The record is from RefSeq and is a predicted model, not a curated record.
CGCAUGAAAUCGGUGUCAGACGUCAUAUGCGAGGCGCAAAUUUGGCCAGAGAUGCUUUGGGGUUGUGGGGCGAGAUUGUGGGCUUCCAACUCCUGUCGCAGAAUGGAGAGUGGGAGAGGUGGCUUUGCAAAAUGCCGCUUUGCCUGUAAUUAGGUAGAGGUCUUCCGUCGCUGACAACGAAGUAGACGUCUUUGUGUGCAACAAAGAAUGCUGGCUUAUCAGAGCAGCAGAUGGCGCUCCGUUUGUCUGUGCUUGGGUUCCACGUGCCGGCACCCUCUGUUAGGCUCCAGGCCCACUCUCACCCCACCUCCAUCCUUUUGUGCAUCUUCUUUUUACAUAUUUUAUGGUAUUUGUUUUUGGUUGAAUUUACUCUGCUAUCUUAUUUAUUCUAUCCAUUUUUAUUUGGUAACAAUAGGUCAGUUAGCCCUAACUCAAUCCCCAAUUUCUUCCUUGAUUUCUAGUGUUGGUAACACUAUUUCUGUUAAACUAGAUGAUACAAAUUAUGUCACUUGGAAUUUUCAAAUGGAGCUCUUGCUGCGUGGAAAUAGAAUUCUAGGGUUCAUCAAUGGUUCAUUCAAAUGCUCGCCUCAAUUCUUGGUCACGGAGGAUGGCUCUGUUCUUUUCGACGCAUUCACGAUUUGGACGAUUCAGGACACAUCACUCAUGACUUUGAUUACUGCGACGUUGUUGCCCUCGGCUAUUUCGUGUGUUAUAGGUUGCUCAACCUCUAACGCCAUGUGGGUCAAUCUUCGUGAACGAUUUGCAAGUGUUACUAGAGCAAGCAUUUUCCAAUUAUAGCCUGAUCUUCAGAAUAUCAAGAAAGGCUUGGAAACUAUUGAUCAAUAUGUUCAGAAAAUCAAGGAUGUUUGUGAUCAGCUUUCUGCUGUUGGCUUUGAAAUUCCAGAUGAUGAUACUGCCAUUUUGGUUCUCAAAGGCUUACCUUCUGAAUAUAAUACGGUCAAGGUUGUGAUUCGAGGUCGUGAUCAUGGUAUUUCUUUGAAAGAUCUUCGAUCUCAAUUGAAGGCCGAGGAGGCCACAAUUGAGGAAUCUACUCACAAUGUUCCAAUCAUGUCUGCUAUGGCUGUCGCGACUCAGAAUUCCUCAUGGGUCUGGUAUGAAUUCUGUUCCUUAUUCCCCUAUGCCUUACGGGUCUCAUAAUUCUUCCUAUGGAUUUCAAGAUGAAGGCAAAGGCAAGAUGUUCUAUAAUCAACAUGGCUACCCUAAUAGUUCACGCUUUUAUCCCAAGAAUCAGUCUUAUUCUAAUCCUCCUCAGCAAUUCUCCAAUUCUCCUCCUCAGUUUGGUAAUGGUGCUCAAUGUAUUCUUGGCUUGUUCCUCUUCACCCUCCACUGAGGUUUGGAUUGCUGAUACUGGUGCAACCAACCAUAUGACGACUGAAUUUGGGAAUUUGUCUGCUCCUACUUCAUAUAUUGGUUCUGAGACCAUUACUGCUGCAAAUGGACCAGGACAAGCGGACAGGGCAAAUUCUUUUCUUGGGCCUCAGUCAUAAUGGUCUCUAUCCUAUGCCUCUUCCUUCUUCUGUACAUACUGCCUUCCUAGGCCAAAAGAUUGCA